AUCUCCUCUCUCCGUUUCUCAUCCCAACCCUCGAUUUCUUUUAUCCGGAGAUAAUCUAAGGAUCUCACUGUCCGGUUCUCAUUUGUUUCCCGCCAUUGUCAUCGCCACUUCUGUUUACCUUCUGUCCUCAAGGCUCUUUGUUCUGCACGUCAUCUUCUCGAAACCCGAACGCGCUUGUUCCGGGCCCCCAAUUCAAGGGAUCCAAACUGGGCUGAGCUCCAGUGUACUCCCUUGAUUGUGCUAGUGUCGGGGGAGGAUUUUAUUUGACGCGGAUUGCUACUGACAACCUCUGCUUGAUAUUCCUACUCCUGUGCUCCUUCAUCUCGAGCCCCAAUCUGUCACGCCUGUUCUCUAGUCCAAUCUCUGUUGAACCUUCCGCUUGACUGUGGCAGGGAAAUUGUGCGGCGCCGCGGAUUUUGUGGAAAUUAUCUUCUUUUCAUCAUCUCCUUUUCCUGCACUUAAUAAUACAAUAUUGCCUGUACUUGGUACUCCAAGAAGAAUUUUUUAAAAAAAAGAACUACGCCCCACAUCUGCGUUACAGCGAUUGUCAAAUCCACAGGCUGGUGCCUUAUCUCUGGAUUGCUGUUUGAGGCAUCAUUCGCUUCUGGUUACAUGUACUCUCCCUGAUCAACCGAGAACGGCAGAGAGAGAAGAAAGAAAGAAAGAGAAAGGAAGAGAGUCUGUGUAUACUUCACAAACAAGCAAUCAAUUUUUGCCUUGACAUUUCGAACCUCAUCUAGACGCCAUGGCUACUGAAGAUGAUAACUUCGACAUUGAUAUCUAUGGUGAUGGUGGUGGCUAUAAUGCCAACGAACAUGGGGACUACAAACAGGAAGAGCCUGAUAUCAUCCUAGACGCCCCUGAUAAUACCCAUAAUGAUGCUGCACAUGGUGAAGGAACAAAAUACAGUAAUGGAGACAGUCAUACUGCAAAUGGCGGACAUGUAACGACUUCGGACGCCGCCAAUCUUCCACAGGGUGUGAAGCGCAAGGAUCUGGACGACCGCCCAUCCGACCCGGAUGCAACAACUGCCUUGCUCAUUUCCGACCUGUACUGGUGGACUACUGACGAUGACAUCCGUGGCUGGGUUAAUCAGGCUGGUUGCGAAGACGAACUCAAAGACGUAACUUUCAGUGAGCACAAGGUGAACGGGAAAAGCAAGGGCCAAGCGUAUGUUGAAUUUACGACUACACAAGCAGCAACUGCCACUAAGCAUAAGAUUGAAUCCAUGAACGUAUCCGGUCAGGGUGGCCGGAAGCAUAUGGUCGCCUAUACCUAUCCUCAAGCGAAUCCCUUCCGCACAUUGCCCAAGGAUGCUCCUAUGAGGAAGGACAGCCAAGUCAGGGGAGGCUUCAAUUCACCGAUGAAUCAGAAUAUGAAUUUUAUGAACAACAUGGGCGGAGGUUUUCGUGGCCGCGGCUUCAAUAACCGCGGCGGUAUGAACAACAACAUGGGCUACCGCAACUUCGGCCAGCCCAUGGGAGGCUUCCAAACUGGCCCGAUGGUCGGUGGCGGGUUUCAGGGAGGUCAGAUGGGAGGAAUGCCCAACUAUGGGGGAUUCAACAAUCGUGGGAACAUGAUGGGUAGUGGUAUGCGUGGUGGCGGCAUGCGUGGCCGCGGAGGUGGUCCCAUGGGCGCUCCGAACAUGAUGGGCAUGCCUACCAUGGGCCCGAUGGGCGGCAUGGGCAUGACUCCAAUGGCCGGGGGUAUGAACCCGAUGAUGGGUGGAAUGGGUGGAAAUAUGGGCAUGCAGGGUCAAGGUGGUUUCCAGGGCCCCAAUACCCCCUUUAACCAGGGCUUCUUCCCUAACCAGGGCAUGGGAGACGGGGCGUGGAACCCUCAUGGCGCGAAGCGCAGUCGACAGGAGUAGAGAGACUUUGAAACUCUCCAAUGCAAGUCUCUUUUCUUUCUCCUUUUCUACUCUUGAUUAACGCUGGACAGUAUCAGCUUCAUCUUCUUAUAUUUCCCUUUUUCUUCAAAUUGCUAUUCAUUAACUAACGGAUCAUGGAGCAAAUGGGGGGCGGGUUUGAUUUGGGUUCUUUUUUUUUCACAUUCAACUCUUUUCUUUCGGAUGUAUUAGAUGAAUAAAUGUUGUUCUCCUUCUUUUCUUCUGAGAAAUACAUGUUUAGCUGAUAUCAGUGUCCAUUCUGCCCUCUUCCUAUUCCCCCUGCCCACCAUGGUUCUGGUCUGGUCAUUUGCAUUGUCUGUCCAUCUGUCUAUCUGUCUGUCCCUUACCUGUAAUAAUGUUCAAAUCCAAAAAUCUGGGGUAUGAAUAGCUAGCUCCCCAGUACGGAUACUAGGAGCAGUUUUUCUUUUUUUUUAUCUCCCUGUUUUUUCUGUUCAUAUUUCAUGUUGUCUGAUUGAUAUACCCUAACUUUUAGUAUAGUGGCAUCUAUGUCUGUUUGAUCUGUUAACUCAAGGAUUCUGUUUUAUGUCUCUUGUAUUUAGAUGGAAAAUUAUUCUAGUUAUUGAGUUCACCCAAUGCUGCUGCUGGUGCAUU
Molecule: messenger RNA, 2500 nt
Organism: Monascus purpureus
Lineage: Eukaryota; Fungi; Ascomycota; Eurotiomycetes; Eurotiales; Aspergillaceae
Source: the annotation of a GenBank genome assembly